This is a messenger RNA of Linum trigynum, 357 nucleotides long. The record is from the annotation of a GenBank genome assembly. Lineage: Eukaryota; Viridiplantae; Streptophyta; Magnoliopsida; Malpighiales; Linaceae.
AUGGCGAUGGGUCCGGAGACCAUGCAGCUAGUGCAGGAAAUCUCGGGGAUAAUAGGGAGCGUCAUAGCACUAACGAUCUUCCUGAGUCCGAUGCUCCUUUCGGAGAAUUAUACGAGAGAAGCACACGACGGGCUUCAAAAUCCGCCCCGGUCCUCCAUCAUCCUCACCAUCAACGUCAUCGGAAGCAUCAUCGAGGUCUUCUACCUCAGUGUGUACUUUCGAUACUCGUCCACACAGACGAGGGUUUCCGCGGGGAUCAAACUGGCGGCGUUCAACAUGGUGGCGCUAGCAGCCAUCGUCCUUGCCACUGUCUUCGUCACGGACUAUGUCCAUACGAUAGUGGUGGGGACGAUGUGA